Thlaspi arvense is the source of this 433-nucleotide messenger RNA. The record is from the annotation of a GenBank genome assembly. NCBI's taxonomy places the organism in Eukaryota, Viridiplantae, Streptophyta, Magnoliopsida, Brassicales, Brassicaceae.
AUGUUAAAAGUGUUGGCAAACGCAGAGCGAGCUUCAAUCUCAUCUAUUGCUGCGGUGAGACGAGGGGCCCCAUCUGAGACAUUGACAGGGUUCUUCACGCUGAAGCAAUCAAAACUAGAUGGUCAAAUGCCAGCCGUUGAUGAUGGUGGUUACUUGAGCAGCGUAAGAGUCUUCGGUGGUUUGUUGCCGGAGUUAUUUUCCAGUGACAUUGCUCUCUCAUCUUCUGUCUCCAGAAACCUUUUCUUCUCCAUCUGUAUGAAGCUUUCUUACACUUCUUUCUCUACAGAUACUACAUAUUAACUAACAAGAAAUCUAGAAUAAAAUCAAAAGUAUUUCUCUAUGUAUUUUUUUUUCUAUAAAUAUUACUAAAUAUCACUAAAAAAUUGUGUAUAAAAAGUGAUUAUUUAGCUUCUAGAAGCAAAAGAGAUGGUAC